Messenger RNA from Aspergillus ruber CBS 135680, 2875 nucleotides. RefSeq names its product putative Patatin family phospholipase. The coding region runs from base 121 to 2406 and encodes 761 amino acids. Lineage: Eukaryota; Fungi; Ascomycota; Eurotiomycetes; Eurotiales; Aspergillaceae. Gene Ontology annotation, molecular function: triacylglycerol lipase activity. The transcript has 3 exons. Gene Ontology annotation, biological process: lipid metabolic process. The record is from RefSeq and is a predicted model, not a curated record.
ACCCUCUUCACAUGCCAUUUGUCUUUACUAUAUAUUCGCCUGAUACCUCCACAAAGUGCGACACAUUGCUUAUCUCCAGUUAAUAGGCAUGACCUUGAUACAGACCCAUACACAUCCAUCAUGUCAUACCUUAGUGACCCCGGGAUAGGCUGUUCGGAACGCCAUAGCAACUGUAAGGACGCUCUCGCAUGCUCAGGACCAUCUGGCAGCAGUCGUCGAUCCCUUGGAUCGAGCUCGAAUCUGUCAUUGUCGUCGAUAACUAAAAAUCCGCUGGGUUGGGUUGAGGAUAGCUUCAACGCAUAUCGAGAUGGCCUCUCAAAAGAAGAACGGAAGGAACGAGUUGACCGGGAAAAUCGCAAGCAGGUGGUUUACCUGAAGAUGCGCAAUGCUAUGUCGUACGACGAAUGGAGAGACUGCGCCUACGAACUAGACGAGCUGGAGGGCCAUAACACUUGGAAGAAGACCUUUGAAUGCUCCGAUUACAACCCCGAUCAAGUCCAAGAACGGUUAAACCAGCUUGAAGACGCCCGGAUCAGUUGCGACGUGGGACGGAUGUUGUUUCUGAUUCGCACCUCGUUGAACCGUGAUCUGGGUGGCAUGAGUAACGCCUCUUUGUACAGACACUCGCAUGUUGGUACGAAGGAUUUGAUCGACCAGUAUAUUACCACUGCUGUCGACACGAUCAAUACUCUGGUGAUUCUUUCGGAACAGAACCGUGACGAGGCGGAGCUCAAAUACAUCCUCGACCAGUUGCUUGCAACCAGGCAGGCUUUUGGCAGAAGUGCCCUGCUUUUCUCGGGUGGCGCUACCUUUGGAAUGAACCAUAUCGGGGUACUCAAGGUCCUGUGGGAGAAGAACCUGCUACCACGCAUUAUUUCGGGCGCGUCGGCUGGGAGUAUUAUCUGCGCUGUGUUCUGCACACGUACGGAUGAUGAGCUACCCAUUCUCUUGGAUACGUAUGCGUACGGUGAUUUCAAUGUGUUCAACGAGCAAGCAAAUGAAGAGAAUAUCUUGCAGAAAACGGCACGGUUCUUGAAAUACGGCUCGUUUUUGGACAUCUCCCAUUUGGCCAAGGUCAUGAGAAACUGGUUGGGGGAUAUCACAUUCCAAGAGGCCUACAACAGGACACGGAGAAUACUUAAUAUUUGCGUCUCUAGCGCCGGGGUCUACGAACUGCCACGAUUAAUGAACUAUUUGACUGCGCCUAAUGUGCUCAUUUGGUCGGCUGUGGCUGUAUCCUGCUCUGUUCCUCUUGUAUUUAGACCAUUUGUUCUCAUGGCUAAGGAUCCCAUUACCGAAGAACCUGUGCCUUGGAAUGAUCUUCACAGACAAUAUAUCGACGGCUCUGUAGACGGCGAUUUGCCCAUGACCCGCUUGUCGGAGAUAUUCAAUGUCAACCACUUCAUCGUGUCGCAAGUAAAUCCACAUGUGGUCCCUUUUCUUCCAAAAGACGAGGGUCCAAACGAUUAUACGGGCCCCGACUCGAACUCGUCCCCUGGAUGGUUGCAUACCAUAACAAACCUUGCCAAAGAGGAGAUUCUUCACCGCAUGGCUGUUUUGUCGGACUUGGGCGUGUUUCCCACUUCGUUGACCAAGAUUGCCUCCAUCAUGAAUCAAAAGUACUUUGGCGAUAUCACCAUUUAUCCGGAAAUACAGUACUCAGAUAUCCGGCGAGCUCUCACCAACCCGACAACCGAAUUCAUGCUCCAGUCAUGCAUAAAUGGGGAACGAGCGACAUGGCCCAAAAUGGGGCGCGUCAGGAACCACGUUGCGAUUGAACUGGCUCUCGAUUCAGCAGUCCAGAAGAUGCGUGCAAGGGUCGCACUAAGCAAUAACCCUCUCGACAUGAGGAGGCUUACCCGGCAUUCAACAGAUCCCUUUGAUAGCAGCGGAGACCAUGGGCACAUAAAUCACCACCCAAGGCGAAACUCCUUUAGCCACGAAGCCGAACCAACCAAGCGAGUCCGUUAUAACUCGUCAAGUCGUCGGUUGAAGAGGUCCCAAAGUGUUGUGUCUUUCGAACAACCAGUUCGUGCUCGGCCAGCUCAUUCGGACUCUGUCAUACAAAAUUGGGACGACAUUCACGAGACUACCCCAGCAAGGUCUGGUGACGGUCCAUCGAUAUCGCGAACUAGUAGCAGGCGACCUAAUCCCGCAAGCCGUCGUGCGUCUUGGGGGGCAUUAUCCGGAGCUGCAUCUGUUAGCUCUAGCCAGCAUAUUCGACCUCGCUCUCGACGAUCUUCUAGCAGUUCUUCCUCAUGGCAAUCCAUUCACUCAGAUGAACCCACAUCCUCACAGGCGCAUUCAUGGCCCAGUCCUAUGUCACCUCUAUGCGGCCUACUAAAAAUGACACCCAAGACCAGCGACAAUUACUUCGACUUGUCACGGCAGAAUAGCCUCUACUGAUUGUCUUUCCCAUUUGGGUAUUUAUGACCUUGUUUCGCAUUGAUUGAAUCAGCUGCAGACGGCGCGUUGACGGCGCGUCCGAUUAGACUUCAUCUUGGCCAUUGCUUGACACGCUUGGCAACCCACACAGAACAGACGACGCACGGCGUAAAUCGGCGUUUAGACGAUAUGAUAAUUGUGUUUGUUGAGCGUUUGGUCCUGGGCACAGCAUGAUUAGCCACGUAUAUGCAUGCCGCUUGGCCAAUAAUUAGUAUGGUAUGAUUUGAGUGGUUACUGCGUACAUCUUGGACAAUUCUAUAAUGGCUUACUGUUGUCUUGUAUUGAUAGAAAGCAACCACAAUAUUUGAGAUGUGUUUGCUCUACAAAGUACAAUUUGCAUCAGUACCAUCCUAUACAACAAACCAACACCAAAACCAACACCAGCAAACCAGCCCCGCAUCAUGACUCACUAAAAUAGAACCAACCUGAC